GUACCCAUGUGUCGGCAAAGCAUCCAAGUUGUCCUUCAUUCAGCGCGUGGUUGUUUAUUUAACAAACAUCGUGAUGUGAAUUCGCGAUGCCGAGUCCAGUAAUAUACGUACCAAGGUGUUAGUAACAUAUAUUUCAGCUGCUCUCUUUCUCGGUGAGUGCUCGAUCAAUAUCUGUGGCAGGUGAUCCGCGGGAGCCCAAUAUAAGGGCGACAGAGGUAUGGUUCCUCCGGCGCAACUGCGCGCUAUAAUCAGGCGCAGGGCAGCGUCAAAAUCGCAGAAAGAAGGCAGCGGUGGCAAGACGCGGAAAAGAGAUUCCAAACAGUCGGCGAGCGACGCGGGGUCGUCUUCGACAGCGUGCGCUUCGAACAAAAGGAAAGGACUUGCAAGCGGAGACUUCACAAACAUCAAAAACAGACUGUGCUCCCGGUUCGGUGCGGCAUCGCGUCAAGCCGACUCCACGGUGACCAAAGAAAGCGAUGACGCGCUCGCCCAAAACGACGAUGCGGGGAGCUCGAAACCAACCAGCUACACGCCGCUUGAGAGUCAAGUCGUGGCGAUCAAGCAGCGGCACCCCAACACUGUCCUGCUGGUUGAAUGCGGAUAUCGUUUCCGAUUUUUCGGAGAAGAUGCGGAGUUGGCUUCCCGUGAGCUUUGUAUCAUGUGCCAUCAAGACCACAACUUUAUGACAGCCAGCAUACCUGUCCACCGUCUGGGUUUCCACGUGGAGCGCCUUGUGUCUCGUGGCCACAAAGUGGGCAUAGUACGUCAGACUGAGUCGGCAGCACUGAAGUCAGUUGGAGCGUCGAAGUCUACCGUGUUCACUCGUGAACUGACGGCACUGUUCACCAAGUCAACCUUGAUUGGGGAAGAACUCUCAACAACAGGGUGUGAAGACCCAACCAAGGGAGGAUACUUGGUGUCUAUAUGUGAAGCCGAUUGUGCGACCCCCGAUCACUUACUUGUCGGGGUUGUGGCAGCCCAGCCAACCACGGGAGAAGUUCUGUACGACACAUUUGAAGAGAGUGCAUCUUCUUGUGAACUGGAACAGAGGCUCGAGAGUCUUCAACCUGUUGAGAUUGUUUUCUCUGAGAAGUGCCACCCCAUGUUGGAGAAGACAGUGUGCAGCUUCACGAGCACGAGUCGUGACGGUGUACGUUUGGAGCGACUCCCGCCGGAUUACUUCAAGCUGUCUCCUAGCUUAGAUGCCCUGACCACCUUGUACUCUGCCAACGACAAGCAUUCGUCGAGUAUUGCCCAGCUAGCGGCAAUCCCGCCAGUCGUCAUCUGCUGCUUGGGAUCUCUCCUCGAAUACCUGAAAGCAUUCAAACUGGAGGAAAUCCUCAGGGACGUGAGCAAUUUCACUCCCAUGUCCAGCGGCUGUCGCAAAAUGGAUCUCACGGCGGCAACGCUACGGAGGUUGGACGUGUUCCGUAACUCGGCGGAUGGCACAGUGAAAGGCAGCUUGUUCGGCCACUUGGAUCAUACUUUGACAGCCUUUGGCCGCCGCAUGCUUUUCUCAUGGAUAGGACAACCGCUGGCAGACUUGGAGUUGAUCAAGGAACGUCAGGAUGCUGUUUCAAGCAUACUUUCCCUGGGAGCCAAGAGUCUUCCCGAACUUAGAAAGUUUCUCUCAAGAAUGCCCGAUGUUCAGCGAGGACUUUGUGCAAUUUUGCACCAGAAGGUGAAGCCAUCUGAUCUUGUGGAAAUACUGUCCGCCUUGUCCCGGGCGCAGAGGCUCUUCGGGGCACUCAGCACAAACUUUUCGCUUGGCAUCACGAGUACUGCACUGAGGAAUUGCUUUGUCAACAUUGCCAAGCUCUUGAGAGAUGUUGACAGCCAUCUUGAAUGCUUGGACGUCAAUUCAGCCAAGCGUGAUGACAUGGCUACACUCUUCAAGGACUUGUCUGACUAUCCCGACCUCUUGAGGUGCCAUGAGGAUGUCUUCAACAUUGAGGAGAAGCUCCUUUCACUUCGAAAGGAUAUUGCUGUGCAGCUUGGAGUUGCCACGUUUGACUACAAAUCGGUCAAUGGAUUGCCGUAUCUUGUCGAAGUGCCUGUCAAGAAUAUUUCGGCAAUACCUCGGGACUGGUUCAAAAUAAGCUCGACAAAGGCUGUAAGCAGGUUUCGGCCACCUGUGGUCGAGUCUCUCUACAAAGACCUGUGCGUUGCCAAGGAAGUGGCGCUGAUGCAAAGCCGCAAGUCCUGGGUUUCUUUCCUGGAGAAGCUGAGUGUGAGGUACACAGACUACCAGCAGGUGGUGAAGAGCAUAGCCACGGUGGACUGCUUCCUGUCCCUGGCCGAGACUGCUUCCCAGGCCGGAUAUUGCAGGCCACAGAUGCUGCCCAAGGAUCCGGCAACAAUCCGAAUUGUCCAGGGAAGGCAUCCAGUGCUGGAGCUGAGUUCCGCGCAGCAGCAGUACGUGAGCAACGACACUGAUCUCAGCGAGACUAUGCGCUGUUGCAUCAUUACGGGUCCCAACAUGGGCGGCAAGAGCUCGUACAUGCGCCAGGUCGCCCUUGUUGUCAUCAUGGCGCACCUCGGAUCCUACGUGCCUGCCGAAUCAGCAGCCAUCAGCCUGAUAGAUGGCAUCUAUAUCAGAAUGGGCGCCGAGGAUGACAUCACUCGAUGGAGGAGCACGUUCCUCAGCGAAAUGCUGGAAACAACGGAGAUCCUGGACAAAUGCACCAACCACUCGUUGGUCAUCUUGGAUGAGUUGGGUCGAGGCACUGCCACACACGAUGGCACCGCCAUUGCCUGGGCUACGCUUCGUCACAUCGUGGAAGAGGCAAGUUUCCGAGCACGUUUGACGUUUCGGAGACCAGUGUUAGUCAACAGCUUAAUGGCUCAUUCACACCGGCGACUUGAGGAAGUCGUGCGACCAUUUGCGACUCGCGAUCAAAAAGCGACCGCAGGCGACUGAUGUUCACACCGGCAAGCUCGGCUGAGCGCGACUCGCAAGUCGCAAUCCCGGAGAUCAUCGUCCUCAGCGAGAACUCUCGGAUUCUACGCUGAAUUUGCCGCGACGCGGGAGGAGGCCGGAUGUAGACACAUGAAAGAUCACUUCCGGUGCGCCGCUGAUUGGUUUAUCAGUUUUGCGACCACGGUCGCGCUACUGAGAAAUCGCGCAGAGAGCGACUGGCCCAAAAAGGUCGCUUUUCAGGAAAAGCGGCCGUUUGCGACUGGUCGCUUUGCCACCAACUUGGUCGCGUGACCACUGUCAGUCGCCGGUGUGAAUGAGCCCUAAAGGUCAAGUGCAGUGAAGUUUGACGUCUUGUUAAGGCAUGCGUCGCCAGAAACGCGUGCACAUCCAGUUUGGUCGCAGGGUGUGAGGAUACUCGCCCUACUGCUCAGUCUUGCUUCUGUUUUCUUUGGUAUUCUAUUUUUUUUUCCAAUUUGAAAGCGAGAAAACAAAAAUGGAAGAAAACAGAAGGGUGAAUUCACAUGGCAAGCUGGGCGAAUUGGUGAUUGAACGUGUUUCUAUGGGUGGGCAGCGCAACCCGGACGAAGGACGAGAGGAAGUACACAAUACGAGCACAUGAGCUUCCUUAUGCCCUGUGGGCAAACCGGAUGGGCACGCCUGUCUGUGGUGAUGGCUGUCUGAUGGCAUCCACUGCAUCUUCAGUAAUGCUUCAGGCAUGCCCUCUGCCGCUAGCAAUUUGUUUGGCGCUGGCAGUACCACUGAAGCCAUCUUGGUAAAGCAGCAGGGCUGGUAAUUGAGAAAUUUUUGGAUUAACAGCCUUAAAAAGUGCCUUAGCAGACAAUGUGCAAACCUGGUAGUUAGUGGAUCUGAUGCAAAUCUCGGCGCACCGCGUCCGAGAUUUUCAGUGCACCGCGGGCGCUGUGCAAAUCUCGGAAGUCAUGCCAAAACACUGCACUGGUUCUCGGCAUCCAAGGUUCUGUGCCCUGUUCGGCAAAUGGCCAUGGUGACGCUUUCCUUUUUUUUUUUGUCCAACAUCUCUUUCUGCAAGCUUUUUAUGAACCAUACACAUGUAUUUCAAGUGUAAAAUAUUGCAUGAAAGCUGCUUUUAUACCUGCACUAUAUGAAACUAGGCUUCUUUUGCAGUAAAAAUUUUGUUGCAGUUGACCUUUGAUUACAUUGAUAGCAUCUACACACGGAGAGACAGCGGUGUUUCUCCACAGUCGUGUCUAGCACCAUGUGGCUACCACCCUUUGAACUUGAGAAAUGUGAUCUUGCAUACUUAGCGGUUUUACUGAAAAAUUUUAUUUUUCCCACUG
Dermacentor andersoni is the source of this 4236-nucleotide messenger RNA. Its product is annotated as DNA mismatch repair protein Msh3-like. Gene Ontology annotation, cellular component: nucleus. Gene Ontology annotation, biological process: mitotic recombination; mismatch repair. The record is from RefSeq and is a predicted model, not a curated record. Lineage: Eukaryota; Metazoa; Arthropoda; Arachnida; Ixodida; Ixodidae. Gene Ontology annotation, molecular function: mismatched DNA binding; ATP-dependent DNA damage sensor activity; ATP binding.